This is a messenger RNA of Lipotes vexillifer (Yangtze River dolphin), 1644 nucleotides long. It is a transcript of the gene ZNF697, whose product is annotated as zinc finger protein 697. Gene Ontology annotation, biological process: regulation of transcription by RNA polymerase II. Gene Ontology annotation, cellular component: nucleus. Bases 1 to 1644 code for a protein of 547 amino acids. The transcript has 2 exons. Gene Ontology annotation, molecular function: DNA-binding transcription factor activity, RNA polymerase II-specific; RNA polymerase II transcription regulatory region sequence-specific DNA binding. NCBI's taxonomy places the organism in Eukaryota, Metazoa, Chordata, Mammalia, Artiodactyla, Lipotidae. The record is from RefSeq and is a predicted model, not a curated record.
AUGGAACGAGAAGAUAAACGGGGCGUGUGUGAAGCCCAGGACUCAGAAGACAAGGGGAUGGGCUCUGAUUUUGAGAACUCUGAAGACAGGGAAGGGGACCCAGAAGACAGAGGAAUGGGCUCUAACCCACAUGAUGCAGACAAGAGAGAAUGCCACCUGGAGCAGGAGAUGGGCUCCAACCCACAGGAUGAAUCUCUAAGAGGGGACUCAGAGGAGAGGGAACUAGUGUCUAACAUCUGCACAGAGGGGCUGCUGAGCGAGGAAGAAGGGGUUGCUCUCCGUGAGGAAGACGAUGACCAAGCUGGAGUAGCUGAGAUGGCGAUGUUCGCAGGGCUGUCUGAGUCCGUCGGCAUUUCCCGGAGCCCCCAGGAAGAGGGGGAAGAGGAGCAGCCGCCUCCUGCCGUGCUUCCCUGGAGGCGGCACCUCUCCCUGGGAAGUCGACACCGGGGUGACAAGCCCGCCCACCGCCGAUUCCGCCGGCUCCACCACCCCAUGGCCAUGGACCUCGGGGAGCUCGACAGCCUGAUGGCCAGCAUCAUGGACGCGCCCACCAUCUGCCCCGACUGCGGGGAGAGCUUCAGCCCGGGCGCCGCCUUCCUGCAGCACCAGCGCAUUCACCGCCUGGCGGAGGCCGCCGCGGCCGCCAGCCUGGAGCCCUUCGGCUUCGCGGGCGAGUGCGGCGGGGUGGUGGGGAUGAUGGGCGUGGGCGUGGGCGUGGGCGUGGCGGGGGGGUUCGGGGCGGGGCCCGCGCUGGCCCGGCCCCCGCGCGAGAAGCCCUUCCGCUGCGGGGAGUGCGGCAAGGGCUUCAGCCGCAACACCUACCUGACCAACCACCUGCGGCUGCACACGGGCGAGCGGCCCAACCUGUGCGCCGACUGCGGCAAGAGCUUCAGCUGGCGCGCCGACCUGCUCAAGCACCGGCGCCUGCACACGGGCGAGAAGCCCUACCCGUGCCCCGAGUGCGGCGAGGCCUUCAGCCUCAGCUCCCACCUGCUGAGCCACCGGCGGGCGCACGCGGCUGCCAGCGGCGCGGGGCCGGCGGCGCUGCGGCCCUUCGCCUGCGGGGAGUGCGGCAAGGGCUUCGUGCGCCGUUCGCACCUGGCCAACCACCAGCGCAUCCACACGGGCGAGAAGCCGCACGGCUGCGGCGAGUGCGGCAAGCGCUUCAGCUGGCGCUCGGACCUGGUGAAGCACCAGCGCGUGCACACGGGCGAGAAGCCCUACAUGUGCUCCGAGUGCGGGGAAACCUUCAGCGUCAGCUCUCACCUCUUCACGCACAAGCGCACGCACUCGGGUGAGCGGCCGUACGUGUGUCGCGAAUGCGGCAAGGGCUUUGGGCGCAACUCGCACCUGGUGAACCACCUGCGCGUGCACACGGGCGAGAAGCCCUUCCGCUGCGGCCAGUGCGAGAAGCGUUUCAGCGACUUCUCCACGCUCACGCAGCACCAGCGCACGCACACGGGCGAGAAGCCCUACACGUGCAUCGAGUGCGGCAAGAGCUUCAUCCAGAGCUCGCACCUGAUCCGCCACCGCCGCAUCCACACGGGCAACAAGCCGCACAAGUGCGCCGGCUGUGGCAAGGGCUUCCGCUACAAGACGCACCUCGCGCAGCACCAGAAGCUGCACCUGGCCAAAAAUAAAUAA